Molecule: messenger RNA, 1428 nt
Organism: Fonsecaea nubica
Lineage: Eukaryota; Fungi; Ascomycota; Eurotiomycetes; Chaetothyriales; Herpotrichiellaceae
Exons: 1
Coding region: 1-1428 (475 amino acids)
Molecular function (GO): lyase activity
Source: RefSeq, a predicted model, not a curated record
AUGCCUGCCUCAAACACAGCCGUCAACGGCCAUGCCGCACAGAAGCCGGGCGACAUCCCCGUCACCAGCAUCUUCUCGAGCUUCGUCGCCAAUGCGAGCACCAAAGACCUGACCCCGCACAUCCGGGACCGGCUCAAGGAGUACAUUCUCGACUUUAUCGGCGUGACCCUCGCGGCGAGCCAGUCAUCCGAGUCGACGCUGCCGUUCUGCGCGGCCGUCAAGGCCCUCGGCGGCCAGGACAACGGCUCCUGCACGGUUCUUGGCAAGGGCAAAUCCUUCACGCCCCAGUACGCGGGCCUGCUCAACGCCACGCUGGGCCAUUCGUUGGACUUUGACGACACCUACGCCAAGGGCACGCUGCACGCUGGCGUCACGGCCAUCGGCGCGGGCUUGACCCAGGCGGAACUAUUGGGCGACCAGGCGAGCAUGGACCUCUUCCUGCUAGCCGUCGCCGUCGGGUACGAAAUCACCUGUCGUCUGGGCAAGGAGCUCGGCAACGACGCCUACUCGCGCGGCUUCCACAACACCGCGACCGCAGGCAUCUUCGGCGCUGUUGCGACAAUUGCGGUCCUCAAGGGCCUGUCGGCCGAGGUCGUCGAGAAUGCAUUCGGCCUGGCCGGGUCCAAGGCCGCCGGGUCGAUGCAAUACCUCGAGAACGGGAGCUGGAACAAACGCCUCCACCCGGGCUUCGCGGUGCACGACGCGUUUGUGAGCGUGGCGCUGGCCGAGGCGGGGGUCAUCGGCGCGGCCAAGAUCUUCGAGGGCACCUUUGGGUUCCUGCACGCGUACAGCCCCAAGCCGGACAAGGACCUGGUGUACCUGACGGCGGAUCUGGGCAAGAGGUGGGAAUUCCUCGAGACGUCGCUGAAGCCGUUUCCCGCGUGCCGCAUGACGCACGGCUUCAUCGAGCACGCGGUGAAGCUGGGCCGCGACAAGGGCUGCUCCAAGGCGCAGGACGUCAAGAGCAUCACGCUGUCGCUGAGCCCGGCCAACGUGAGCGUCGUGGGCGCCCCGAUCCCCAACAAGAUCCACCCGGAGAACAUGGUCGACGCGCAGUUCUCGGCCUACUUCACCACGGCCAACAGCUUCCUGUACGGCUCCGACAACGGCGUGCGCUGCUACGAAAAGGACCGCCUCGCCGACCCGCAGAUCCGCGAGCUGUCGGACAAGAUCACCUGCGUCGGCGACUCCUCCAUCAAGGAGUUCGGCUCCAAGCUCAAAGUUGAGUACGCGAACGGCGAGGUCGCAGAGAUCGACAUCCCCUAUCCCCUCGGCGAGCUGCAGCACCCGUUCACCCGCGAGCAGGUCGACGCCAAGUUCUUCAGCCUGGUGAACCCGGUGUCUGGAGAGGAGAAGGCCAAGGCCAUCCGCGACGUGGUCAAUAGUAUCGAGAAGCACACUGUCAAAGAGUUGCUCGCUCUGUGUUGA